Messenger RNA from Prosopis cineraria, 1406 nucleotides. Its product is annotated as basic leucine zipper 43-like. The record is from RefSeq and is a predicted model, not a curated record. Lineage: Eukaryota; Viridiplantae; Streptophyta; Magnoliopsida; Fabales; Fabaceae. Gene Ontology annotation, molecular function: DNA-binding transcription factor activity. The transcript has a single exon. Gene Ontology annotation, biological process: regulation of DNA-templated transcription. The coding region runs from base 80 to 649 and encodes 189 amino acids.
ACAUACACAAUUCCAAGCCUUCAAGCAUACCAUCAUCAUAAUCACCAUCUUCCUCAUCUCAGGUUUUGAGAAUUCCACCAUGGUUCCAAGUGAAAUCAGAGGGUUCCACUAUCCGGCGCCUGAAAAUCCCAUCUUAGUUCCUCCAAAUCUCGGCUUGUUUCAGCAUGGUGAUAUCCAAAACCAGAUUCACCUGAACACCCUCUUGAGCAAUUUGCCAAACUGCUACUUCCCUUCUGGUUCAGGAAGCCUUGAGUUUGUUCCUCCCCUUCCACUUGCUUCUUCAAGCUGCUGCCUCAGCAGCAACUCAACUUCUGAUGAAGCUGAUGAGAUUCAGCUCAGCAUCAUUGAUGAAAGAAGGCAGAGGCGAAUGAUAUCGAACCGAGAAUCUGCCAGGAGGUCCAGGAUGAGGAAGCAGAAGCACUUGGAUGAGCUGUGGUCACAGGUGGUGAGGCUCAGGAAUGAGAACCACAACCUCAUUGACAAACUCAACCAUGUGUCUGAGUCACAUGAUAGAGUUCUUCAGGAGAAUGCACGACUCAAGGAAGAAGCUUCUGAUCUUCGUCAACUGCUAGCUGACCUGAAAAUUAGCUCUUCUUUUGCCGACAGCAUGAGAGAUUUUGAUGAACUCAGAGCUGAGCUAUCAAACUAAUAUAUCACUUCUUUAAAAGCGGAGGCUUUUCUUGUUUUGUUUUCCCCCUUUUUCCGUACUGUAGAAAUAUACUGCUCUGCUGCUGCUUCUUCUAGCUUUGUGGUUUAUAUAAUCAUCAUCUUGCCUUGCCUCCAGAGCUGGUUGAGUUUACACACAGAUAUCCAAUAACAGCUCUUGAUGAAUUUUUCUUUUCUUGCUUUGUCCAUAGCAUGAGCAACAUAAAAUUUCACACUUAAGCCAAUAAUCCAAAAUAGUUACUAUGAACAUCACGCCGCAUACAAAUCAGGUGGAUUAUGCAGAAGAGUACUGUAAUGUGUACCUAUCAUAAAUUUUGUGGUGUCUCUAUCAUUUUCACAGCCCACCAACUUUUGCACCCAGUAUAUUCCAAGAAAAGCAGACACAAAUGAAAAUAGAGCGGAACCGAGGAAAACAAAGGGCCGAGAAUAAAAGAGUUUAAUCAAAAGGAAGAAAAACAGCCCACUUCUGCCAGGUCUAUUGUACAAUUUAGAGGGUAUGAAGGAAGAGAUUAGUCUUAGGACUGAGUUAUGCACGUGAAAAAGUUAAUAGAUGCUAUCGUCAGUCUGAAACAAGGCCCCAAAGGAGUGGUCCGUUGUUGUUGUUGUUGAAGGAAGAAACAGUACCAAUAAUAGGACAAAUGCUGGUGGAGAUUCCGGUGCUAGUGGCUCAUCAUACCAAUUCCUUUCAUGAGAAACAAAACACAUGAAAAGGGUAUGCACUAAAACUUAAAUCAAAAUAA